CAACGGUUCUUCUCAUUCCGCGCUAGACCUGCUGCAGCGUUGGUGCAUCACAAUUCAGUCCGUCGUCAACGGUCGAACGGUUACGACGAGUCUUGGUCUUUGCAGUAAGAGUUGCUAGAAAUGGCGCGCAAUUCCGGACGCGUUCUACGGGUCGUCGGUGUAGUGUUGACGCUGAUGGUCGUUUGUGUACGAUGUGAAAUGCGCAAAUCCUGGAAGGUGAAGAGUACGACAGCAGCGGAUGAGGAGCUGCCGAGUCCCGUUCUGGUGAAGCAAUCUCGGAUGGAACAGGAAGUGGAGGCUGCAGAUCCUGGUCCGAACUUGGUAGAAUCUCGGACGGAACAGGUUGAGCAGGAGACAUCUCCAGCAAGUAGUUCAACGACUGCGGCAAGUCAGAGCCAGACAACGGCCAAGAGUCGUCUUCGGAGUACAUACGUGGCGAAUCGGACAGCGGCGUUGUUUAACUCACUUCGGGAGAGCGUCAAGGCGGCACCGUUCCUGGAGGACCACGUGCCGGACAUACAAAUCGACGACUUCUCCGCGGACGAUACGGAAGAGGAUGAUUUCGGUGGUGAAGAACGCGACGACCACGAUGCCAAAGCUAAGAAAAGCGACGAGGAUCCUUACGCCGAAGGGUACGACAUGAUCGAGACCAUCCUGGAGGAGGUUAAAAGCAUCGCGAGUGGGGAAAAGCCUGCCGAGAAACCGGAAGCGACCGCCGAAGAACCAGCCGAGAAGGUCAAGCAGUAUGACUUUGGACCGGUGCUGAACAUGACCAUAGACGAGCCGAACAACAUCGUGAACGUGAAGCUCAACGAGAAGGUGUUGAAGGAUAUCUUCACGGGUCGUGGUAGCGGCGGUGGCUUUGGAGGUGGCAACAAGAAGAUGUGGAAGUACGCGAUGCCCCUGUUCAUCCUGCCCUUCCUGAUUCAGUCGGCGGUUGUGCCGUUUAUGCUGAUGACGGUGAAGUUGUUCCUGUUCAAGUCUUUCCUGGCGGGUAAGUUGGCGAUCCUGUUGCUGUUGCUGGGGGCGUUCAAGAACUUUACCCAGAAGAAGGAAAAGGACGUGUACAUCAAGGAUCUGCCUGAGCGGCGGUACGAGCCAUACAACGAGUGGCCCUAUCCGUACCACUCCGAAGGGGGGAGGCCAAGCUGGGCUUAGUGGGGGAGGCGUCCGGUGAGGACGUUUCAGGGUGGUGGUGUCCUGGGGAGAAAGCCGUUCUCGCGGUUGAACAAUCCAAAUCAAUCUGUUUGUAUGAAUUAAAUGUUUGCCGUAGAGUGUAGUAAGUUAUUGUUAUUUUUUAAUUUAUUGAUUUAUUUAGUAUUAUUAGUUUUGAGCUAAGUCACAAAAUCACCGUUUCACGUGUUACAUUAAUGCAUAGAACCAUUCUCGUAAAGGUUUCAUUUGUUGUUAAUAAAAAUGUCACUGCAUUGA
Messenger RNA from Culex pipiens pallens (northern house mosquito), 1431 nucleotides. RefSeq lists its product as uncharacterized. The transcript is spliced from 2 exons. The coding region runs from base 121 to 1158 and encodes 345 amino acids. The record is from RefSeq and is a predicted model, not a curated record. Lineage: Eukaryota; Metazoa; Arthropoda; Insecta; Diptera; Culicidae.